AUGUCUGAUACUACACAAUCCACUUCUUUAGUGGCUCAGGUAUUUAAUUAUGCUGGUAUUGCAUUGUCUUAUUUCAAUGAUUUACCAUUAGCUCAAAGAGUUUCAAUCAUUGUUUUGGCUCCAUUCAUUUAUCAUAUUACAUGGCAAUUACUAUAUUCUUUAAGAAAAGAUCAUACUCCUUUGGUCUUCUCUUGGAUUCCUUGGGUAGGUAGUGCAAUUCCUUAUGGUACUCAACCUUAUGUGUUUUUCGAAAAAUGUAAUAAACAAUACGGUGACAUUUUCUCAUUUUUAUUAUUAGGUAGAAUUAUGACCGUUUAUUUAGGUCCAAAAGGUCAUGAAUUUAUCUUUAACGCAAAAUUAGCUGAAGUAUCAGCUGAGGCCGCUUAUUCUCAUUUAACUACUCCUGUUUUCGGUAAAGGUGUCAUUUAUGAUGUCCCAAACAAUAAAUUAAUGGAUCAAAAGAAAUUCGUUAAAGGUGCUUUGACUAAAGAAGCUUUUAAAACUUAUGUUCCUUUAUUCGUUGAAGAAAUCGUUAAAUAUUUAAAGACUUCUCCAAACUUUAAGGUUAAUGAACAUGAUUCUGGUAAGAUUAACGUUAUGGUGACUCAACCUGAAAUGACUAUUUUCACUGCUUCAAGAACUUUAUUAGGUAAAGAAUUAAGAGAUAAAUUGGAUACUGAUUUCGCUUAUUUAUUCACCGAUUUAGAUAGAGGUUUCACCCCAUUAAACUUUGUUUUCCCAAAUAUUCCUUCUGCUACUAAUAAGAAAAGAGAUCAUGCUCAAAAAACUAUCGCUAACACUUAUUUAUCUAUUAUUAAAAAGAGACGUGCUGCUAAUGAUAUUCAAGAUAGAGAUUUGAUUGAUGAAUUGAUGAAAAACUCUACUUAUAAAGAUGGUACUAAAAUGACUGAUAACGAAAUCUCAAACUUAUUGAUUGGUGUCCUAAUGGGUGGUCAACACACUUCUGCUGCUACUUCUGCUUGGACUUUACUACAUUUGGCUGAAAGACAGGACGUUCAAGAUGAAUUAUAUCAAGAACAAGUUAAAGUAUUGGAUAACUUCAACAGAGAAUUGUCUUAUGAAGCUAUUGAAGAAAUGUCUCUAUUGAAUCAAACUCUAAAGGAAGUCCUAAGAUUACAUCAUCCAUUACAUUCUUUAUUCAGAAAGGUCAUUAAGGAUAUGCAAGUUCCAAACACUCAAUACGUCGUUCCAAAGGAUAAUUUCGUCCUUGUCUCCCCAGGUUACACUCAUUUACAAGAAAAUUACUUCCCUGAUCCACAUUCUUUGAACAUUCAUCGUUGGGAUAAUGACUCUCAAUCUUCUUACUCCGUUGGUGAAGAAAUUGAUUACGGUUUCGGUUCUAUCUCUAAGGGUGUCUCUUCUCCAUACUUACCUUUCGGUGGUGGUAGACACAGAUGUAUCGGUGAACACUACGCUUACUGUCAAUUACUAACCAUCUUCGCUGUCUUCAUUAGACACUUCAAGUUCAGAUACGAAACCCCAGAUGGUACUGUUCCAAUCUCUGACUUCACCAGUAUGGUCACUUUACCAACUGGUCCAGCUUACAUUAUUUGGGAAAAAAGAGUUCCAGGUGAACAAUUAUAA
Molecule: messenger RNA, 1605 nt
Organism: Maudiozyma barnettii
Lineage: Eukaryota; Fungi; Ascomycota; Saccharomycetes; Saccharomycetales; Saccharomycetaceae
Gene: ERG11
Product: sterol 14-demethylase
Exons: 1
Coding region: 1-1605 (534 amino acids)
Biological process (GO): ergosterol biosynthetic process
Molecular function (GO): heme binding; monooxygenase activity; oxidoreductase activity, acting on paired donors, with incorporation or reduction of molecular oxygen
Source: RefSeq, a predicted model, not a curated record